UUCUUUUUUCUCCGAGCGCGAUCAAUUUCUGAGCAUCAAAAGCAUAAACGCUGCUCCUUUUCUCGGUUUACAUUUAAAAGAUCAGGAAGCUUCCCUUUGUAGCAACAAAGCUGACUUUUUUCAAGACUCUUUGGAGCUCUCUGGAUCAUGUGCAUUUGACCUGUUUUCCUUUUUUAGAUCGUUGCGAGAACAGCCAUGGAAGGCAUGGACUGGAAGGGGUGCGUUUGUAGGAUGAGGAGCUGUGUGUUGGAUCUCCUGUCCAUGGAGGAGGAUCUGGAGGAGGAAGAAGACGAAGAGACAUGGGAGCUGAUGAGCACCACCCUUCGACUCAAGUCCACCUUCCUGUUCUGCGACUUCAAUCAAGUGAUCUCCAGUGCCAGAGAUGAGCGCCAGAAGGCCCUCCUCACUGACCUCGCCAACAAGCUCUUCUACAACUUGGAGCAGCUGGACGGUGCUGUGAAGAGCAGAAGCAUGUCUGUGACACAGAGCAGGUACACUGAUGCAGCUCUGGUUCUGCAAGAAGUCGCGGCUGUUCUUGCGCUUUGAGAGAUGCAGAAUCGAUGUAAAUAAGUGUGUGGAGUUUAAUUCGAGGGAGCAGAAUCUAUAGAUGCGUGCUCUGUUUGAUCAGGUCACGCAUAAGAAAAAUGGCUUGAAAAAAAAAAAGAUUAUGGAUUGGCUGAAAAAUUAAGAGUUCUUGUUUCUGAUCA
Molecule: messenger RNA, 707 nt
Organism: Zingiber officinale
Lineage: Eukaryota; Viridiplantae; Streptophyta; Magnoliopsida; Zingiberales; Zingiberaceae
Product: photosynthetic NDH subunit of lumenal location 3, chloroplastic-like
Exons: 2
Coding region: 196-546 (116 amino acids)
Biological process (GO): photosynthesis; photosynthetic electron transport chain
Cellular component (GO): photosystem II; extrinsic component of membrane; photosystem II oxygen evolving complex
Molecular function (GO): calcium ion binding
Source: RefSeq, a predicted model, not a curated record